AUGGAGGUGAUAAACCCUCGAGCGGCGUUGCUCUCCAACUUUGAGGUGCUCGGCCUUCUCAAAGAACUCGAGGCGGACCACCUCGCGCGCGCCAAGACCGCGCAGCGCAUCAAGAAAGAGGAAGAGGCUGCCGGCGCCGUGCCAACUCACAAUUCAACUGAUCAACAGACUUGCGAGCACCUCCGUACCAUCCAAGUUGAGGCUAUCCAGUACCUCGACGCGCCGUACCACCCCACCGCGCGCCAGACGCCGCAAGGAAUCACCACCCUCCUUAAAGGUCUCGCUCCGUAUGGCCUUACCAAGGCCGAGAAGCUGCAGAUGGCCAACCUCGCGCCGACGACCGCCGUCGAGCUCUACACCGUCGUCGAAGAGCUCGAGGACCGGCUCACCGAAGCCCAAAUCAACGAAGUGCUCGAGCUCGUCCAAUCCUCGCUCACGUCCACCUCCGGUCCCGUAAUCACGAACGGGCAACCGCCGCCCGGAGAAGCGGAGGAGCUGAUGCUCCCCGAUGCGGACGCCGAGGGCGAAGACGCCUGGGGCGACGCGGACGCGGACGGGCAGUGGGACCAGGACGCGAACGCGGUCGACUUUGACGACGUGGGCGAGGGCGCCGGCGUCGAGGGCGAUCUCGACAUGGAGGAGGACUAGUGACGCACCACCACCAACCCUCCGUCCUCACUCGCCUUGGCGUCCAACAGCCUACAGGGCUUACCAUCUGCUUCACUACACCUCAUAAACGUCACAGUGCGCGCUCGCUGCCCACUUGCGACCCGAUGUGCUGCCGCCCACCGCGCAGUAUCAGAGGCCGAUGAAGCGCGUCGCCGGGACGUUCCUUGCCAUGACACGCAAAUCCUGCACCACUCUCGAGGAGCAUUCGCUGGCAAUAUCCUCGUUCCGGUUGAUUAGUAUAAGCUGCAUAUAGCCAAGCGCUUGUUCGUGCCUGUGUCGUCCCCGACAUGCGAGGCUUACGUUCUACGUUAAGCUGAUGUAUUCUCCUACCUCAACGUGCUUACGAUACAUACCCGCCGAAGCGAAAAUUGUACUGUAUUGAAUGUAAAGCAAUGUAAAC
Punctularia strigosozonata HHB-11173 SS5 is the source of this 1069-nucleotide messenger RNA. RefSeq lists its product as uncharacterized. Gene Ontology annotation, molecular function: nucleotide binding. Lineage: Eukaryota; Fungi; Basidiomycota; Agaricomycetes; Corticiales; Punctulariaceae. The record is from RefSeq and is a predicted model, not a curated record. The transcript has 3 exons. The coding region runs from base 1 to 648 and encodes 215 amino acids. Gene Ontology annotation, cellular component: RNA polymerase III complex. Gene Ontology annotation, biological process: transcription initiation at RNA polymerase III promoter.